This is a messenger RNA of Cladophialophora immunda, 1751 nucleotides long. RefSeq names its product vacuolar protease A. The record is from RefSeq and is a predicted model, not a curated record. Gene Ontology annotation, molecular function: aspartic-type endopeptidase activity. Gene Ontology annotation, biological process: proteolysis. Bases 196 to 1392 code for a protein of 398 amino acids. The transcript has 4 exons. Gene Ontology annotation, cellular component: fungal-type vacuole. NCBI's taxonomy places the organism in Eukaryota, Fungi, Ascomycota, Eurotiomycetes, Chaetothyriales, Herpotrichiellaceae.
AUUCACAGGACAACUGCAGUCUGACAGCUGCGACUCACGGGACCUGCUGGUGCGAAACUGUCCAGCCCAUCCAUCCCAUCUCCCAUCCCAACCGAUCACUUGCUUUCUCCUCCCUUCCUCAUCAUCGUUGCAUCCCCAUCAUCCAUCCAUUGGCCUUCCUUCCUUUCCUUUUUUUAGCAAUUGGUGGUCGUGACGAUGAAGAACAGUCUUGUCAUCGCAGCAGCUGCGCUGCUCGGUGCCGCCGAUGCGGGUAUGCAUCGUAUGAAGCUUCAGAAGGUGCCUCUGUCGGAGCAGCUAAGCGCCGCCAAUAUUGGCGACCAUAUGCGUGCACUUCGCCACAAAUACACCCAGAAGCCGAUCGGUGGCCCCAGCGAGGACAUCUUCAGUGACACUUCCAUCCAUCCUGAUGGUCCCCAUGAUGUUCCAGUCGAGAACUUUUUGAAUGCGCAAUACUUCAGCACCAUUGCCCUUGGCACACCGGCUCAGGAAUUUAAGGUCGUGCUCGACACUGGCAGCUCCAACCUCUGGGUCCCCAGCACCCAGUGCGGUUCGAUCGCUUGCUACCUUCAUCAGAAGUACGAUUCCUCAGCCUCCUCUACCUACAAGAAGAAUGGAUCUGAGUUUGGAAUCCGCUAUGGAUCUGGAGAGGUGGCUGGCUUCAUCUCUCAGGAUCUCCUGCGCAUCGGAGACCUCAAAGUCAAGGAUCAAUUGUUUGGAGAGGCGACCAGCGAACCUGGUCUGGCUUUUGCCUUUGGCCGUUUCGACGGUAUCUUGGGUUUGGGCUACGAUACCAUCUCAGUCAACCACAUCCCUCCUCCGUUCUACAACAUGGUUGACCAAAAGUUGCUUGACGAACCUGUCUUUGCAUUCUAUCUUGGCAACACUGAGGAUGGCACCGAGUCUGAGGCCACUUUUGGCGGCAUUGACAGCAACCACUACACAGGCAAGAUGAUUAAGAUCCCCCUCCGCCGGAAGGCGUACUGGGAGGUCAACCUGGACUCCAUCACACUUGGCAAAGACUCGGCCGAUCUUGACAACACCGGCGUCAUUCUCGACACGGGCACUUCGCUGAUUGCUCUUCCAAGCACUCUCGCGGAACUGCUCAACAAAGAGAUUGGUGCUAAGAAGGGCUUCAACGGCCAGUACACUGUCGAAUGUGACAAGCGCGACUCGCUACCCGAUAUCACCUUUACUCUUAGUGGGUACAACUUCUCCAUCACAGCUCAUGACUACAUCCUUGAGGUCCAAGGUUCUUGCAUCAGCAGCUUCAUGGGCAUGGACUUUCCAGCGCCCACCGGUCCUCUUGCUAUUCUCGGUGACAGCUUCUUGCGGAGAUGGUAUAGUGUUUAUGACCUGGGCAACGAUGCAGUUGCUUUGGCCAGAAGCAAGUAAGACAAUUUUGUAGAACUGGGGACAGGGUGCCAAAUUGCUGCUGGAAACCUUUUGGGGAAACGUGGCUUUGAGGAUAUUUGUUACUAUGCGCAAGUGGAAUCGGGGGAUGCAUGUUGUCUUCUCACACCGACCAACAUAAUUGUGUACAUCAAGCACCUUUCGUCCAGCCGUGCGUGUAACACGCGGGGACUGGCGCUCUUAUCGAAAAGCAGUCUCAUAUACCCAUAGUCAAUGGAUGAAGCAAAUUGUCUUCUCGAGACCUCCAGAAUCUGGUGAUGUAGCUGGGAGAGUGGAGUCUCGUGACCAUCGGAUGAUCAGCUUGGUGGCUCUUUGUCCCCUGACGGCAUAUAGCGGGGCUC